UUUCCGAAGCUCUCCUACGGGCAAACACCAAUGGCUUCCUUCUCCUUCGUCUCUCGCUCUCGCAGAUCAAUCCCUAAACUUCUCCACUUCCUCAGCCCAGCUAAAAGCCCUAAUGCUUCAUCCUCCUCCACGCCCCUCUUCCGAUCCCACCACCGCCUUGCUACACCCGGUUCCACGUCUACUAAUCCCCAAAUCCCCAAUCCCUUCUUUCUCCUCCGAUCCUUCUCCACCACCGCCGCCGCCAAUCUCCGAUCCCGACCCCUCUCCAAGCGAACCCCCACAAUCCCAACAAGUCUUAUCCCUACUCCCUUCAGCUCCCUUCCCCGAAUCCCGUCUUUGCCUAAAACGCUAUACCCCGAUCCCAGAAACCUCUCCGCCGGCCCAUCGGGAGGCUCCGAGCCAGAGAGCGAGCCCCAGGUCCCGGAGUUCCGGCACCAGGAGAUCGUCGGCCCCACGGUGGAGCGCGACGACUCCGCCCUCGCCAACGAGACCCGCCAGGUGCUCGACGGCCUCGCUAGGAGCAUCUACAGCCUCAGCUCGGCCUUCGCCUUGCUGGGCGUCGCCCACCUCGGCCUCGGCGCGUGGAUCGUGUUCGCCGUACGGCCGCCCGACGAGGUCCUGGUCCAGGGCCUCGCGGCUUUCGGCUUUCCCUUCUCGAUGGCGUUCCUCAUGCGCCGGGCCCUGAAGCCGAUUGUCUUCUUCAGGAAGAUGGAGGAGCAGGGGCGUCUCCAGAUUCUGACGCUGGCUCUCCAGGCCACAAAGAACUUGAAUCUCUUGUUCAUAAGAGCUCGAGUGGUUUCCUUCUGCUGCAUCGUGGGCAUCUCGGCAGGAUCUCUGGCAGCUCUACUUGGGCGAUAAUGUUAUCAUCGGGUACCAUGGUCUUAUUUUGUUCGAUUCGGUCUUUAGAAUUUGUGCGUUGAUACUUAUGGGUCCUUUGUAGAAUAAUGUCCCAUUUCUUUCCAACAGAAUAAUGCGAUCUUGAUUUGUAAUUCUUCCCAGUUUGUCUAGACUUACCAUGGAGUUUACGAUUUGAGAAGCUCAGAUUGUUUAAGAUCCAACA
Musa acuminata AAA Group (dessert banana) is the source of this 1060-nucleotide messenger RNA. RefSeq lists its product as uncharacterized. The transcript has a single exon. NCBI's taxonomy places the organism in Eukaryota, Viridiplantae, Streptophyta, Magnoliopsida, Zingiberales, Musaceae. Bases 31 to 858 code for a protein of 275 amino acids. The record is from RefSeq and is a predicted model, not a curated record.